GUUAGCCGCAUCCGCAGGCAGGUAAUCUCCCCAACUUUUGACUAUCGUAUGUCUGAAGUUAGUCUUGAGGUUGAGGCGGAGAAGGCCUCGGCCGAGGACCCUCAGAUGGAUUGUGAGGAGGCUGACAAAGCCGAGGGGAGUUUAAGUGAGGAUCAGAGGCAGGAGAGUGCAGACGGUAGUGAUGGAGGAGAGGCCGUAGCUGAUGUGCUGUACGACAUCAAUAUUAACAGUGAUGAAGAGAGUGCAGAGUCCAGUGGUAAGGAUGUUCGGCAGGAGGGCGGGGGCGCUAAAAGUGCGCUGUCUAGGGGGGUAGACGCUGGAGGACAUGAGGCGAAGCGUCCGGCAGAGAUGACCGAAGCACCAGAGGAAAGUGGAGAAUCUCACUCUGAGACGCAGGAGAGCACCAUGGCUGAAGAGUCCCAGAGAAGCUCAGCUGCUGAGAUCCCUGUCACCAGCAAUGGGGACCUGGAUCAGAGCCCUGAAACAGUUUUCCAGAGGGACCCCCACUCCACUACACCAGGUCCCAUAAAGCCGUCAGAGUCUUAUGUCGUCUCCAGCAACUCGCCUCCAACAGUAGAGGGCAUCAUCGAAUCAGGACCAUACACAGGGUCAGCAAGCCUGCCCACAUCUCCCGUGUCGCCUGUAGCUCCCAGCGCGGCUGUUGCUAGCCGCCUGGCGCGCUCCUUCAGCGAUAGCCAGGCAGAGAAAGGCAGUGGAGCGGUGGUCCUCUCAGAUGACUUAAAGAACCCAGCCAUGGAAAAACUGGACCUAGUGAGAAAGUGGAGCAUCAACACAUAUAAAUGUACCAGACAGAUCCUGUCUGAGAAGCUGGGUCGGGGCUCAAAGACCGUGGACCUGGAGCUGGAGGCGCAGAUCGAAUUGCUCCACGACAACAAAAGAAAGUACCAGCAUGUGAUCAAGCUGGCUCAGACGCUAGCCAACCAGCUGUCCCAGAUAAUGCAGACGCAGAGGCAGCUGGGCGACGCCUUCGCCGACCUCAGCCUCAAGUCACCAGAGCUCCACGAGGAGUUUGGAUACAACGCCGACACCCAAAAGCUUUUGUCAAAAAAUGGAGAGACGCUGCUCGCUGCCAUCAACUUCUUCAUCGCUAGCGUGAACACACUGGUGAACAAAACUAUCGAGGAUACCAUGAUCAACAUCAAACAGUACGAAGUUGCCAGGGUGGAGUACGAUGCCUACCGCACUGAUUUGGAGGAGCUGAAUCUGGGGCCGCGUGAUGGCAACACCAUGCCUAAGAUUGAGCAAUCGCAGCAGCAAUUCCAGCUCCACCGAGAGAAAUACGAGAGGAUGCGGAACGACGUGUCUGUGAAGCUGAAGUUCCUGGAAGAGAACAAGGUGAAGGUAUUGCACAACCAGCUCAUCUUGUUCCACAACGCCAUCGCGGCGUACUACGCCGGAAACCAGCAGCAGCUGGAACAGACACUCAAGCAGUUCCACAUCAAGUUGAAAAUGCCAGGCGGAGACAGCCCCUCUUGGCUGGAAGAGCACUAAACCCACUUUUCUUCCGUUUUUUUCUUUUUUCUAUCUCCUAUUUUUUUGUGAAAUUUCGGCUCAGUUUGACAUGUCAGAUGCUGCAGAAACUACAGGAAACUCCACCCCUUUUCAUUGUACUGUCACUGCUUUUUAAAGUUUCAAAAGUGUAAAUCUCCUAACAAAAAUCACAUGAAUAUAUGACAAAAAGAAAAACAGAACUUCCACACUCCUUUUGACCUGUCUUGUCGAAUCCUUCCCAAUCAUAAGAAAUGCACUUUUCUACUGUUUGACAGAUCAUUUGAAUAGGAGGUGCUGCAGUAAUAACAUCUUGAAACUCUAAAUGGCCUUUUGUGUUCCAGCAAAUGAAUGUUGUAUCCCUGCACAGCAGACCUGUUGGCUUUGUGAGGGCCAUUUUAAUCACAAUCUAUACAUUAAUUUAUCAUACCAGCUGACUUUGAGUGGGAGGAAUGCUUUGCUAAAGUCUAAUCAGGAGCUUUUUACCUUUCUGUUUUCUUCUCUUGUAUGAAGAUCUUUUUGUGGUAGAUUGGACAAUGUUGCAUUCAGACUUCAGAAUCAUACAAAUUGGUCACUUGUACCAGAAACUUGGCCUUACAUGGUAAUUUUAGGGAAUUUGCUUUCUUGCCAAGGUUAAAGUGAGACGCUUUGUACUUCUUUUUCUCAGCGUGAGGCAUCAACAUGGGAAACGGUGGUAAAGGCAGAUUCUGUUUGUUUUUGUUUUGUUUUCAUUGUCUUGUCUUAAGUUAAUGGAUUUAACCAAAGUGUACAAUCUCGGGCUGUGCUUUUACAGAGGUUUCUGUGGCCCUGGACAAAGUUAGACCUUUUUUUGUCUUUGCCGAUAGCUGACUUUUUUGCUGAGCUCCUAAAACACAGGCCUUUGGCCUCAGCUUCAGGGUGAGCAAGCUGAUCCAUAUCAAAGGGUUGUACAUCAUCUCCUAACUUUUGCAAAGCCAAAGCAUUUCCCAAAAAUCUGAAACAUUGUUUUUAGCUUGUACACACGUUCAGGGCAAAUAGAUGAAAAGUAAAAGUUGUUGCUUCCCUUGAAAAACACUGAAUAUGAAGGACCAGCCUUAUGUGACUAUAUGUGCCUUGAAUUAUCUCCUCUCUUUCCUGUCGACACACCCACCCUCACUGCCAGUUUUGAGGGCCUACUCUUCUCAGAAGAGAAUGGACCAAACAAUCUCCCACACACUCAAAGUUAGUGCAAGUGGAGACUGUAUAACUUAACAUGUUUAUACACACCACAAAAACUCCAUUAAGUUAAGGGGGAAAAAAUCUAUUUUUGAAGACAUACUGUUCUCAAAGAUUUUUAUCCUUAUUGCACUUCUGCACAUUAAUGCAUUUAAGACUACAGAAACUUUGUAAGAACUGUAUAUGAAAGGUGUAAACCAAAAUACAUUUAACUUGACGAAAUCUUUUUUUCUUUUGUUUUGUUUUUUAUGUAAAGACCAGCAUCCUUUCUUUGGCUGCUUCCUCCAUAUACUCCAUUUGGCUUUAUGAAAGUGUAUUUUUUUCAUAGAGAAAUUCUUUAUGAUGGCAUAAACAACCAGCUGUCAAUUCCUUGUUGCUAUUUUCGUAUGAAUUGCUACAAAAAUGUCAUGUUGUGAAAACCUCCUACACACGUGUGCGCGUAUGUGUGUGUAUGUAUAUAUACAUGUAUAUGUAUAUGUG
Messenger RNA from Menidia menidia (Atlantic silverside), 3183 nucleotides. Lineage: Eukaryota; Metazoa; Chordata; Actinopteri; Atheriniformes; Atherinopsidae. The record is from the annotation of a GenBank genome assembly.